AUCGUUUCAUACUGAGAAUUUUUCUCGAGAACACCAAGCAUACCCUGCCAUCCACAGCUCACUCCAAAUCCAUUUGCUUCCUGCAACUUACUUCGCCUGUGAGAGCUCUCUUCUGUAUCUUUUACUUUCAUAAUCUAGACAAAGAGUGUCCAAUUUGAAGAAAGGCCACCGGUUGUUUAAUGCUGUAAAGGGGAGUUUAUUGCAUCAGCAGGCACAAAUGGUGCAAAGUCUGUCAUUAAGCACUAUAACAGUAUCUAGGAACUGUGGGGUUUAUGGUUCCAUACCAUCAUGGAGGAGGCAUUUCAAUUUAACAAGGAAAACCAGUAGAGCCUUUGGGAAUGAUAAGCAAAUCCAUCUGCAUCAAUUUGUUCCAAGUUUAUUCGUCACAGGUAACCACAAUGUAUUAAGAGGGAGAAAUUUAAAGGUUGAAGCAGGAUGGCUUUUCAACAAAGGGGGUAACCAGGAGUCAGAUGCAAGCUGUGAGCGCAGUGAAAAUGCUAAUGAGGAUAUCUUGAUUUUCUUUUUUCAGCUUGACUUAGCAACCCGAGUUCAGUAUGCCCUGAACAUGGAGCAAUAUGACAUUGCACAACAACUUAGGAACAAGCUUACUGAGGUGGAAGAAGAGGUUAUUCGACAACAGGAAGCAAAAAGAGGAUCUUCCUCAAAGAGUGAAGCUCAGGAUAAGGCUAUCAGUAUCAUUCGACUGCGUGCAGACCUGCAGAAUGCUAUUGAGAAUGAGAAUUAUGCUGCAGCAGCUCAAUUACGGGAUCAAAUUUCCAAAUUGGAGGCAGAGUCUUUAGCUGCAUCAGCAAAAGCUCUUGCAUUCGAAAGUGCACAGUAUGCAUUUCGCUUAGGACAAAAACUGACGCACAAGAAAUUUGGCUAUCGAGCCGUGGUUUGUGGAAUGGAUCCAACAUGCUCUGAGUCAAGUUCAUGGAUGGAAACUGCACAGGUAGAAAAGUUGUCUCAGGGUUCUAAUCAGCCAUUUUAUCAGGUAUUGGUUGAUGUACACGCAGAUCCUAAUCUAUUGGUGGCUUAUGUUGCUGAGGAAAAUUUAGUAGCCCCUGAAAAACCAGAUACGGGCAGGUUUGAUCAUCCCUACGUGUCAUUCUUAUUCUAUGGGGCAGAUACAGCAGGAGACUUUAUCCCAAUUAAGCAGCUUCGUGAAAAGUACAACAGGCCUCGUCAUGAAGUGCCAACUGAUUCACCAGAUGAGGACAGCUAAGGCAUCCUUUAAACAAUAAAUUGUUGGUUCCUUGCCCAUUUUUGCAGGAGAUUCGACCGAGCAAUGUGGCAGAAUUGCUAGAAUACUUUGUAUAUGAUGUACAUCAAAUAUGAAUCCCUUUUCUCUAUCCUUCUCAACAUCUCUUUCUUAAAGUUCUAAUUCCAUUGAAGGUUUUAUUGGGCAAUACUAGAUAAUUCUAAUGGUUAGCUACAUUUGGGAAGUAAUGUUUCGUGAUCGACCAUCUAAUUGCGGUCGAUAGCGUUUUGACUCAGGUCAGAACUUAAAUACUACUUUAAAAGCAGUUGACGAACAGAGCUAAAUAUUGAGAAACAACUUGGAGAGAUCA
This is a messenger RNA of Manihot esculenta (cassava), 1571 nucleotides long. RefSeq names its product clp protease adapter protein ClpF, chloroplastic. The coding region runs from base 218 to 1225 and encodes 335 amino acids. The transcript is spliced from 10 exons. Gene Ontology annotation, molecular function: DNA binding; protein binding. Lineage: Eukaryota; Viridiplantae; Streptophyta; Magnoliopsida; Malpighiales; Euphorbiaceae. The record is from RefSeq and is a predicted model, not a curated record.